Molecule: messenger RNA, 282 nt
Organism: Phaeodactylum tricornutum CCAP 1055/1
Lineage: Eukaryota; Bacillariophyta; Bacillariophyceae; Surirellales; Neidiaceae
Exons: 1
Molecular function (GO): protein binding
Source: RefSeq, a predicted model, not a curated record
GACGAUAGUGUUUCCAACCUGUGGACGCUCUGGUACCAGGAACGCGGAGUUAAGGCUGCCGCACAACUCGGCGAGGCCGAAGUCUUGACGGGAAAUCCCCGCGGCUGGAUCAAAGCCGAAGCGAUUCUCCGCGAGCUAAUAAGCGAGUACGGCGUCUACUGGACCGAACCCGUAAAUCGCCUGGCCACAUUGUACUACAUACAAGGCCGACUCGAAGAAGCCGAAGUUCUUUGCAAAAUUGUCUUGCAACUCAAGCCUUGGCAUUUCGGAGCGCUUUCUGGA